GAGAAUUGGGGGAUCACGACGGGGAUCCGAACAGGAAGAGAAUAUUAGGAAAAUAGGUAGAAUUUCCAUAUCCGGAAACCCUUGAUUACUUUUGCUUGAAUGUUGUUCGCCUACAUUGUUGACUUAGGUUCGAGAAUCCAAUGUGAUGCCCUAACCUUAAUUCUCCGAUUGAAGGAUCCUUCUGCCUCGAAUUCGAAGAAGAAUUCAACUUUGGGACCAAAUCUUUGGACCCUUUACGUUGAUUUCUUCAAAACCAAAAGGAAUCCUGGAGGCCGGUCUGUUCAGAAAUUCCAAACCCUGGUUUCUUUGAAUAUCCCCCCCUUUUUCUCCCCCUGUUGAAGAUUUCUUGCAAUCUGGAACGUGAUCAGUGAGAGAUGGCAGAAGGGGGAGAAGAUGAUAUGCCAAGGGAUGCAAAGAUCGUAAAGGAAUUAUUAAAAUCAAUGAAUGUCGAUGAUUAUGAACCACGAGUCAUUCACCAGUUUUUAGAACUUUGGUACCGGUACGUUGUCGAUGUGCUGACUGAUGCACAGGUCUACUCAGAACAUGCUGCAAAAUCUUCAAUUGAUUCUGACGAUGUGAAGCUUGCAAUACAGUCUAAAGUCAAUUUUAGUUUCUCACAGCCUCCACCCCGAGAGGUGCUGCUGGAGUUGGCUAGGAGCAGAAAUAAGGUUCCAUUGCCGAAAUCAAUAGCAGGGCCUGGAAUCCCUCUGCCACCGGAGCCGGAUACCCUGAUUAGCCCAAAUUAUCAAUUAGCUAUUCCCAAGAGGCAGAAUAACCAACCUGCUGAAGAAACAGAAGAGGAUGAAGAAGCUGCUGAUCCCGUUACCAGUUCUAAUCCAAAUUCUCAAGACCGUAGAGAUUUGCCCCAAGGAACACCCCAGCGAGUUUCUUUUCCCCUUGGAGCUAAACAUCCACGAUGACUAUUUUGUAAUCAUGUCAAUUAGAUCAGAAUAAUAUAUUGCGAUGAUGAUGAAUGAAAUCAUGUCUCAGUAACAUUGAGAUUCAUGUAUGAUAACAUCAUCUUAAUUGCAAUUAGAUUGGCAUUUCAUUUCAUUGCAGAACCAUGAAAAUCAGUUUAUGUACAAGAAUGACUGGUUCCUUUUUCUUCUUUUCAA
Sesamum indicum (sesame) is the source of this 1115-nucleotide messenger RNA. RefSeq names its product transcription initiation factor TFIID subunit 9-like. Gene Ontology annotation, cellular component: transcription factor TFIID complex; SAGA complex. Lineage: Eukaryota; Viridiplantae; Streptophyta; Magnoliopsida; Lamiales; Pedaliaceae. Gene Ontology annotation, molecular function: protein heterodimerization activity; RNA polymerase II general transcription initiation factor activity; transcription coactivator activity. The record is from RefSeq and is a predicted model, not a curated record. Gene Ontology annotation, biological process: RNA polymerase II preinitiation complex assembly; DNA-templated transcription initiation.